Nematostella vectensis (starlet sea anemone) is the source of this 2104-nucleotide messenger RNA. RefSeq lists its product as uncharacterized. The record is from RefSeq and is a predicted model, not a curated record. The transcript has a single exon. Bases 69 to 1376 code for a protein of 435 amino acids. NCBI's taxonomy places the organism in Eukaryota, Metazoa, Cnidaria, Anthozoa, Actiniaria, Edwardsiidae.
GGGUAGCCUUUGUAUAAGGCGCGGUUACCAAUAAAGGAAAAUGGCGGAUUUAUAAGUCGGCUCGACAGAUGUACAAGUUUGCAAUGUUUUUGCGCUUUCUUUCCGGAAUUACUCUUUCUUUCAAUACUAUUGUUGUAAAAUCAGUUCGUAUGAGUAACAUCUAUCACCUGAAAUACAGCAAUGGGGAAUACGUCGAUUUCUUAAAUAGUAAAAUACAGAAGUGUUACCUAAAUUCAGCUGCGCGUAAAAAAUUAGAGAAGAUACACGCAAAACGAGAAGACGAAAUGGUUCGAUCCCAGGAGCUUCUCCGAAAACUCCGCAAGAAAAAAUUGGAGGGCCUGAGUCAGAAUCCUCUACCUUUGGAUGUUCAGUUUGGUAAAAAACUAAAACACAUGACCCACAUCCGUAGAAUUAUCUCAUUAUUCCAUGUCAAGAAACACAGUCAAGAAAUGAGCCUUGAAAAUAUGGUAACAAUGCUAAAAAUUAUUUCAGGUUUGUUUGUUAGCCACCCCAAACAAAGAGAGUUGUUACUAGGGAAUGAAUUCCACUGUCAGCUGCUCCAAGAAAUUAUUCAAAGAGUUGUUUCUUCGUGUGAUCAAUGUACAGCGAGCCAGUUUUGCGACUCGUUGGUUGCCUUGGCAAGGCUGGGAGACAAGAAUAUGUCAGCGUACUCAGAAUUUGAACAUGCAGUUUUGUUAAAUGGAUUAAGGCAGUUCAGUCCUGAUGAAAUUGGUCUUGUUUGCUGGGGGUUUUCCAAAGCAGGAUACAAACCUAUCGAUUUGUACUCAAAAGUAUCUGCCGAGGUGGAAGCUAGGGAAAUUGUGGUGUUUUCAACAACAAGCUUAUGCCAGAUUGAAUGGGCAUUUGUUGAGAAGGGGAUUACGGCAGACAGGCUCCUUCUGAGAAUUGGAGAGGAAGUUCUCUCAAGGGACUUUGCCAGCUUUGGGCCAGAAAACUUGGCAAUGCUUGGGUUUGGUUAUUCAUUAGUCAAUAUUGAACCAGUCUCUAGCAACAUUUUGAGGCAAAUUGAAGCAGAAGUCAACACUAAUCCAGAACUGAAAAAAUUUCCAACCUACGACUUGGUCACAAUCACUUCAGCUUUGCUAAGAGCACAUAACCUUGAUAGGAAGACGUUUAGAAAGCUUGAAUCAGUUCUAGUUACUAGAAGAGAUUUUUCUGAAACAACUCCUAAGGAACGUUUAGAUGAGUUGUACUACCUGAUAAAGGCAGGACCAUUUUUCCUGGCUGAAAUCGCUAAGAUCCUGGAAACGGUUUUAUAUCCACAUGUUUUAAAUUCUGUCUUUGAUAUUUUUUACCGGCCUAGGCGAUCAUGGAAAGAGAAAGUUUUGAAACAGUCCAUUUUUAAAGUUUACUAGAAGAUAGUUCGAGUAUUAUGUGACGAUUCAAAUAUGUACUGAUUCCAAACUGCAUUAUAAAGCAUACACUGAAGGUAUAUUUUGAUCAUGCCAUCUCAAUGCAAAGCAUUAACCAAGUAGAGGGAACAAAAUGUAACUCCUCUAAGGGAGUGGUCAUUAAUUACUGGGGAGGGAGGGGGGGCAGCAAUUUUGCAAAACCCUUUGGCCCCGCCCUCAACCCAAAUCCAAGCCCAAAAAUUUUGACCACCUAGACCGGGCACCCAAAAAAAUUGCACCCCGUCCCCCUUCCACCACCACCACCUCCACAUUUUUAUAUUCAAUAAUUAUAUCUCUUUAAAACCAAAGAGACUUGAUAUGCAUACUGAGUGUAACUGAAUAUAACCUUUACUAAAAUAUGGAUCAGCUAGCAUGGCAAUUUUGUUCUAUUUAAGUAUGAAUCUUCACUUUCGCUAGUUCAAGAGUUGCACAGAGAUAAACAACAAAUACCGGCGUUGCUAGAAAACGACUACGCCAUCGACGACAUUAACAAAGACAUUCUAGGUUUCGCAAAAUUUUAAAGUAUUCGUUUUGUUCAACUGAUUAGAAUGGGCAUCUUUGUCUGUCAACCAUGAGAGGGAUUCUCAAAAAUUAUAUGUAUAAAGACAAGAUUAGUAUCUGAACAAUAUGAAACUAGAUAUACAAUAGUAGGAAACAUUGUGAACUAAAUAAAAUUUACAUUUGAACAAUGA